AUGUAUCAUCCGACGAGAGGCGGUGUUCGCGGUGGUCGAGAUCAAUUCAGUUGGGAUGAAGUGAAAGCUGAUAAACAUAGGGAGAACUAUUUGGGUCACAGUAUCAAGGCCCCUGUUGGAAGAUGGCAAAAAGGUAAAGAUCUUCACUGGUAUGCUAGAGAUAAAAAAAACAAGGGUUCCAACACGGAUGCUAUGAAAGAAGAGAUUCAAAGAGUUAAGGAACAGGAGGAACAAGCCAUGAGGGAGGCUCUGGGCUUGGCACCAAAGUCCUCUACAAGACCACAAGGCAAUCGCCUUGACAAGCAAGAGUUUACUGAACUUGUGAAGAGGGGUUCGACAGCAGAGGACUUGGGUGCAGGGAAUGCUGAUGCAGUGUGGGUUCACGGCCUUGGCUAUUCAAAUUUACCUUCGUACUUCUUCUCACAUUUCGAUCUGCAACUCUGUACAGAGCACCACGACCUUGGGAAGAUCCGAGCACCCUUACAUCCUCUCAGAAAGAAGACGCAGGACCGGCAAGUUUGCCAGCAGAUACAUCAGAGAUCAAAACUGUUGAAGAUGAUGCUCUGA
This is a messenger RNA of Arabis nemorensis, 567 nucleotides long. The record is from the annotation of a GenBank genome assembly. Lineage: Eukaryota; Viridiplantae; Streptophyta; Magnoliopsida; Brassicales; Brassicaceae.